Messenger RNA from Labeo rohita (rohu), 1619 nucleotides. It is a transcript of the gene igldcp, whose product is annotated as galectin 17. Gene Ontology annotation, cellular component: external side of plasma membrane. The record is from RefSeq and is a predicted model, not a curated record. Gene Ontology annotation, biological process: negative regulation of T cell proliferation; cellular response to lipopolysaccharide; T cell costimulation. NCBI's taxonomy places the organism in Eukaryota, Metazoa, Chordata, Actinopteri, Cypriniformes, Cyprinidae.
GUUAAGUUUCGUUUUUAGGAAAUAGAGAGAAAUAGUAGAGUAUAUAUUCGCUGCAGAGCUGGUUACGCUCAUUGAACAUCUCUGGCAGGAACAGGAGCCGACACAAAUGCGAGAUGGACAAAAGUAACUGGAUUUCAGCCUUUUUGAUGCUAUGGCUUCUCAUUUGUGUCGGCUCCUCUCCCCUCUCAGUGAUUGUCCAAGCGUCAUCAAAGGUUGGUCUGCCGGCUGUCCUGCCGUGUUCUGUAGCAUCACACAUGGCGUCUGAUCACACACCUCACAUUCAGUGGCAGACCAUAAGCGAUUCAGUGCUUGAGCGAAUGGGAGAGGAGCUGUUUCAAGGGGAGGCUUAGAACCGGGUGGAUGUCCCAGAGCAACAACUUGUGAGGGGAAACUGCUCUCUGUACCUGCAGGAUGUAAGAUUCAGCGAUGCAGGCAUUUAUGAGUGUUACUUGGUGGUUGGGAAAUCAAGUGUCAAGAAACAAAUUUUUAUUCAGAGCGUCCAACUUGCAGUUAUAGAUCACAAAGCCAUCAGAUCUGUGGAGACUGGGGCAGACCUGAUCCUGGAUCUGUAUACGGAUCAAGCUGAGCAAGUGAUUUUUCAAAACUGUAAUGAAAGCGACUGGACAGUCCUUUGGGAAAGAGGUGUCAAGAAAGGUUAUCUGAAAGAGAGAGGCAACAAGUUGACUCUCAGGAAGGUUUCGGCCCGCAGUGCCGGAACAUACAAAGUGCUUGACUCAGAGGGUUUGGCUCUCAGCACAGUGAAGGUCACAGUUACAGAACCUGUGCUACCAAAAGAGACAGAAACUCUGCAGAUACAGUCUGCAUCAGGUAAAGCUACAAUGAGUAUGCCACCAUUAAGCCUCAUUACUCUUUUCCUCACAUUUAUUCUAAUGCUUCAAAUAAACUGAGAUUGUUCUGCUUUUUAUUGUAUUUUUCAUUUAGCUUUUAACUGAACAAUUUUAGACUACAAUGUGGGACAAGUUUGAAAGAAACAAUUGUGCAAACCAUGUUUUACAUAAUGUAUUUUAUGUCUGUUGUUUUCUGUCUUGGGAGAUAUGAAAGCAAUGUGUGAAUACCUGAAACCUGUGGAUAGUUUUGUAGUAGUUAUUUUACUGUACACUGAAUUGUUAAAAUAGUUUUAAAUAAUAGUAUUAAUAUUUAAUAAAUGUAACAAUUAUAAAUAAACAAAUACAGCCAAAUUUAUUUUUUACAGUUUAAUUUUUAAGAUAUUUGAACAUUUCUUAGCGAUAGAUGCUAUUUACACUAAGUGAAAACACUGGAGCUGGCGUUUUGCUUUUGUGUUUUGUAAUGCUGACUAGCCCAAUCACACGUUGGUGGGCGGAGUUAGUGUAAAUAGCCUCUGCCAACAAGACAGGCUGUUUAAAUAGACAUUCCGAUUCAGGCUAUUAAAAUUGCUGACAUAAAAAUCAUAGCACACAUACAUCUCAGAGAUGUCUACUGUAUUUAAUAUGUGUUGUAAUCCCAUUUAUGUACAAUAUUGUAUUACCAGAAAAGAAGUUACUGUGAAAGAUUAAAUAAAAAUAAACUAUCAAUGUGAAGUUUCCACCCUCGGAACAACACACACAACAAGAAGAAUAUUGUAAGUGUAUUAUUUUAUU